Molecule: messenger RNA, 820 nt
Organism: Aphanomyces invadans
Lineage: Eukaryota; Oomycota; Saprolegniomycetes; Saprolegniales; Verrucalvaceae
Exons: 1
Coding region: 15-650 (211 amino acids)
Source: RefSeq, a predicted model, not a curated record
GCCAGAUUCCAAGCAUGGGCGAUACGUCGAAACAAGCUCUGCGGACAACACCGUUCCAAGAGAAGCAUGGCGUGAUGUAUGGUCUCCAUGUCCGGUCUCGGGACUCCAAGGGCGAAGCCGUCUCUGUGCAGUGCCGCUUUUGUGUGCAUUUUGGCCGAGAAGAGCGACAAGGCGCCACACUCCGGAAGAAGCUCACCACAGUCAAAGUGUUUGUGCCGCCAUAUCGUCCUGAGAACUACCGACAUCACAAUGCGACGCAACAUCCAAAGGUGUGGGCGCAGUACCAGGCUCUAUCGCCGGAGGAGAAAUUGAUCUUCUUUGCCAGUCCACCGAGUCCAACUAUCGUUCAGCCUUGUGCAGCUCUAUCGAAUAACACGGUUCGAGAAGACAGUGGCAACCACAUCGCCCCGGCGCGGACACAUCAUGACGGUGACAUGGACUUAGCGAAAGAAGCAUGCGCACAGGUCCAGGCGCUCAAGGACGUCCUAGAAGAUCGGUACUUCAACGCAGUGGACUUGCUGACGGACCCUUCCGCGGCGCGCGCAUUCUUAGUCGUGGCACCGGUCGACCGGGCUGGCUGGCUGCAGUGGAAACUCGCUCAGCACCAGCUUGCUUCAUCGACAACGGGUGUAAAACCAGUCUCAAUCUAAUUUAGCAACGUUGUGGUGGACCUCAAGAAGACGCCAUCGAACCCUGUGGGGGUGUCAACGCCAUGGAGCGUAGCUCGCUCAAGUUUGAAUGAAAUAGGUAGCUCUGCUGCACUUGUUAGCACAUCCAAGAAUCCGUCGUCGCGUCCGACGACGCAUCACCGGCGAAUGGU